Pelecanus crispus (Dalmatian pelican) is the source of this 1962-nucleotide messenger RNA. The record is from RefSeq and is a predicted model, not a curated record. NCBI's taxonomy places the organism in Eukaryota, Metazoa, Chordata, Aves, Pelecaniformes, Pelecanidae.
AUGCAUCUGUUUAUUUACUUCUACCUCCUAAUGAGCUUUUUUGAAGAAGUGCAUGGUUUUUGUCCUUCACAAUGCACUUGCAUUUACCAUGGCAGAAGUGAUGGCACUGGAACAAGGUCUGUGCUCUGUAAUGAUCCUGACAUGUACGAGAUCCCUGUGAAUGUUCCUGUGGAUACUGUAAAACUUCGUAUAGAGAAAACUGUCAUACGAAGGAUUCCAACUGAAGCCUUUUACUACCUAGUAGAUCUCAAAUACCUGUGGGUAACUUACAACUGUGUAGCCAACAUUGAUAUCAGCAGUUUCUAUAACUUGAAGCAACUGCAUGAGCUACGGCUGGAUGGUAAUCUGCUCUCGACUUUCCCUUGGGAAUCACUGGCAGAGAUGCCCAACCUACGGACUCUUGAUUUACACAACAAUAAGGUGACCAGCAUUAUGAGAAACCUCACCUACCUGGACAUAUCCAGCAACAAGCUAACCACAUUGCCAUCAGACUUGAUGGACAUUUGGCCCCCCUUCUCAGAAGCUGUCCUGUCCAAGAACACAGACAUUCUGGCAACCCAGAGAGUAAUUUUGGGUUUGCAGGACAACCCAUGGUUUUGUGACUGUCGCAUUUCAAAGCUAAUCGAAUUUUCCAAAAUUGUGGACAACUCAGUUGUACUUCUUGAUCCAUUGGUUUCAUGUAGUGGACCUGAGAGCCUGGCAGGAGUCUUGUUCCAGAGAGCUGAGUUAGAGCAGUGUCUUAAACCAUCUGUGAUGACGUCGGCAACAAAAAUCACUUCCCCGCUGGGAAGCAACGUUCUGCUACGCUGCGAUGCAACUGGGUACCCAACACCACAGCUUACUUGGACUAGGUCAGACAAUAUACCAGUGAACUAUACAGUAAUUCAAGAAACACCUGGAGAGGGUGUCAGAUGGUCCAUAAUAAGCUUGACAGGGAUUUCAUACAAGGAUGCAGGAGAAUACAGAUGUAAAGCCAAGAACUUAGCAGGAAGGAAGUAUGGAAGGAAACAAGAGGCAGAGAGACAGAGCACCACUCAGGAGGAAUCCAAGCAGGAAGCUGAGAAGACAACCACACCUCUUCCCACCACAUCAACCACCACAGCACUGGUUAGCACUGAAAGAUCAACAAGCAUCAGGUUUACUGACAAGAAGCAAUCCAGGCCUGCCUUCGAUGGAAAGAAAAGUUCAAAGGCAAUGACAAAUGGAAACAAAAAGCAGGCUGGGGAGAUAAGCAAGAAAGGUGAGGAGACAAAGCAGACUAGGGAGAUAAGCAAGAAAGGUGAGGAGACAAAGCAGACUGGGGAGAUAAGCAAGAAAGGUGAGGAGACUUCAUUGAAUACAGCAGGUCUGGCUGAGCAAAAUGUUACUGUAAAAAACCUAAGAGUGAUCAGUGAAACUGAUGAAAGAGUGACCUUAACUUGGAAAACUGUCAAUGCCACAAGCAACUCUGCAGUGACUGUGUUAUACUCAAAGUAUGGUGAGAAAGAUAUGUUGCCUCUGAGCACUGAUUCUAGCAAAAGCAAAGUCACAAUUGAUGGUUUGGAACCUAGUACUCAAUAUAUGGCAUGUGUCUCACCUAAAGGAGUGCCACCUACAAAAGAGCAGUGCAUUAUUUUCUCCACUGAUAGGUUAAAUGAUGAAAACAGCUCUCAGUUUUCUAUUCUGAUAUUGGCCAGCAGUGCAGCAUGUGUGGUUGUUUUACCUUUGAUAUUUUUCUUACUCUACAAAGUUUUAAAACUUCAUGUGAAACCAAAAACUGCAAAGGAAGCUGACCUGUCAAAAGAGACCUACGUGAAAUUUGAAACACUAUCUCUGAAGCCUCGAACAGUAAAUGCAGGAGAGCAGCGCUGGGCACGAAGGUACACAGAUGACUCGGAAAGACUUCUCCUUUGUUCUAGGUCAAGCAUGGAUUCUCAAAUGACCUUCAAAAGUGAGGGCUCUAGGUCUGAGUAUCUGUGCUGA